UAAUUAAUUGAAACACCUGUGUAAAACAGGUAGUAUCAGGGGGGAAAUGGGUGCAGGUCAUGGCGCAGCUGUGUGUGUACGCUUUUGUGUAGAGAGACGUUGAAUCCUGCAGCACCUGUGUUACCAUCUGUAGUCCCCUCGUGGUUCACAUGGAACAAACUAAUAAAGAGGCCGCUGAGGAAACAGACAACACGCCGGGCAGGAUGCCUCUGAACGCAGGAGACACCGGAUACGGCAGCUUGCCAGGACCCGGGCUGUCGGGCAGUGUGGGCGGCUCGGAGUCGGCCCCGCUGCUCAUCCCGGAGACUGAGCCGGUCCGGCAGUGGCAGCCCAUGACCAAGGAGGAGCUGGAGGUCGUCGCGGGGGGUCCGGGGUGGAGGAAGGUGCGCUGUUACCUGGUGCUGCUGUUCUGGCUGGCCUGGGUGGCCAUGCUCGCCACCUCCAUCGCCAUCAUAGUAAUGAGCCCCCGGCCGGUUGUGACACCGCUCAGGUGGUGGCAGAAGUCGCUGUUCUACCAGCUGCAGCCAGACCUGUUCAUGGAGAAGCAGGCCGAGAGGUCAGGGGGCAUCAAUGCGCUGUAUGAGCAGCUUCCCUACCUCAAGUCCCUGGGUAUAGGGACCCUAAUCCUGCAGGGUCUGUCUGAUAAGGAGGCGUCUCCUUUAAACUUCACUGCGACUGGUGAGCGGUUUGGGACGUUGGCUCAGAUCCUGCAUCUACUCACAGAGAGCAACAAAGCAGGUCUCAAAGUGGUGUUAGAUUUCUGCAAACUGGAUCUGUUGGGACCUCAGGAUGUAGCAGGAAACACAGACGAGCCAUCAAACCACUCAGUACACCAUGCACUCCGGUUCUGGUUGAAGCAAGGUGUGGCAGGCUUUGCAAUCUGUGACACAGAUGCAGCAUAUUCAGAAAAGAUUCUGCUUGAGUGGAGAGGCAUCUUCAAGGAAUUCAACAGUCAGGAGUUGGAAAGGAUUGUGGUGGUAAAACAGAGCAGAGACGAUCGGCCUCCUCUAAACGUUACGCUGGUGGAUGUGGUCAUGAAGUCAAUUCUGCCAUCUUCGCAUCACCACCUGUCUGACAAGGAAGUCGCUAAUGCUAUAGAGACGCACCUGCAAACAAGAGAAGAUAUAUGGCCCAGCUGGACAGUUGGAGGUAAAGCAUCUCGCGACUUGAAGAAAUUACUCCUGGUGUUGAUGAUGACACUGCCAGGAUCACCUGCCAUCCAAUAUGACGAAGGGAUCGACAAAACACAGAACUUGUCUCUGAAAGCUGGCACGUCACAGGGAGCGUUGAACAAACCAUCAGACACCCACACAGACAAGGAAAAUGCGAAGCAUUCGGCUGUAGCACUCUUUACCUCCCUCAGUCGCUCCAGAGCCAGAGAAGAAGCUCUUCUGUACGGGACCUUCACUUUCCUCCCCUUCAAUUCCUCCUCCAACUCCACUCUUGUCUCUCCAUCUCCCCCGAUCCUGGCCUUCUUGCGCUCCUGGGGUUGUGUCCACUUCCUCAUUCUGCUCAACGUGGGGCCUGAGCUUCAUGCCCUGAAUCCCGCCUGGGCCCCGAGCCUGCCUGUAGCUGGAGUGUUUGUGACCAGCACAGGGAUGAACCGUUUAGGGUCGAUGACUCUGGACACGCUGGAACUGCAGCCCCAUGAAGCCAUUGUCAUCAAACUGUUUAAGGCAGGAAGUUACUCGUAGAGCUUCUCUGUAUUCAGUUGUUGGCAUUGAGCUACUGGGAUUCGAGUUUUCCUCACAGGAUGACAAAUGCCACACAAUUGUUUUGUUUAUUUUUAGUUGUGAUUGGUAUGUGCUCAGAGGUCAAAUAAAAUGUGUGUGUAAA
This is a messenger RNA of Siniperca chuatsi (mandarin fish), 1836 nucleotides long. Its product is annotated as 4F2 cell-surface antigen heavy chain. The record is from RefSeq and is a predicted model, not a curated record. Gene Ontology annotation, biological process: amino acid transport; carbohydrate metabolic process. Bases 150 to 1694 code for a protein of 514 amino acids. Lineage: Eukaryota; Metazoa; Chordata; Actinopteri; Centrarchiformes; Sinipercidae. The transcript is spliced from 10 exons.